Messenger RNA from Pollicipes pollicipes, 2454 nucleotides. RefSeq names its product striatin-interacting protein 1-like. The record is from RefSeq and is a predicted model, not a curated record. Gene Ontology annotation, cellular component: cytosol. NCBI's taxonomy places the organism in Eukaryota, Metazoa, Arthropoda, Thecostraca, Pollicipedomorpha, Pollicipedidae. Gene Ontology annotation, biological process: cytoskeleton organization.
AUAGGUUGGUCAAAUAAAAAGAUAAGGGGUGGGUGGAUAGGAUGGAUUGCUAGGUAACCCUGAACCGAUACUUUCUCCUCCAGGAAAGACCGUCACCCGAAGGUGAAAUGAAGACAUGCUACUGUGCCAUUAACUACUCAUUGGUGGCAGUUGUAUUUCACAUUUACUGCCACCUCCAAAGUGGUUCUGACUGAUUCCAGAAAUGUGGUCAAAGUGUGUCUUGGCCAACUGACACAGCACCUAUCAACUUAACCAACUUAAGUGUGGUACAGUCCACUCAUGUCCCAGAAUUACAUUAUGGAUACCAAUGGCAAUGAGGGUGCUGGUAGUGGUGGAGGGGGCAUAGAGCUUGGCAAGAGAGGGCUUCCCAAGCUACGUGAGAUCAUGAUCAGGAAGCGGGAGGAUUCGGAGUGCGGACCGGCCGACGACGUGCCCGAGCUGGACUUCGUGUACGCCGACGCCGACAGCGCGGCCCGCGAGAUCGCCGAGCUCUACAGCUUCACUGAGCUGCCGGAGUUCGGGCUCAACCACCAGUACCUCACCGACACGGUGCUGGAGCUGGGGCUGGACGUGCGGUGGGCCGAUAUGUCGGACGCGCAGCGCACCUCCGUCGUCAUGAAGCUGGUCGACAAGGUGGAGCUGGCCAGACGGGAUGACCGGCUUAAAGCCUGUCGCGCCAUCCUGUACGUCAGCCAGGGCUGCUGGGCCGACCUGGCCACCGAACCAGAGGUGCGCGCCUGGUCCCGGCGCAACGUCUUUCUGCUCUACAAGUGCGGCGUGCUGCCUACGCUCGUCGACAUCCUCCAGCUGGAGAUCGAGAGCGGCACGGCCCCGGUGACGGCGCUGCGCAAGCUGGCCGUCUCGCUGGCCGACUCCAGCGACCUGCGGGUGAUCCUGAGCGUGCUGUACCUGAUGGUGGAGCAGAUGCGCACCGACGGGGGCGACGACACGCCGGAGGAGGCGCGCCUGCGCCAGGCCUUCGCUCAGGAGCUGGGUGGGUCAGCCGCAGGACACGGCGAACUGCUGGCCGUCACCCUGCUGGGCAUGGUGGUCUCGCUUUGCAGCGGACGCCGCGCCUCACUUCCCCAUAAGAAGUCGAAGGUGUCCAACGUGGACCUGCAAGACGAGCUGGCGUGCAAGAUGGCCGCGCUGGAACGGCGCGGAGCCGCGCUGCCCUGGAAGCCGAAGGUGCAUCAGCGGGACAUCGAGGAGUACCUGACCGUGAGCCGGGAGAAGUUCGUCGGCUACCGUGUGGAGGACGACCUGGAGACGAGGCGGCCGGCCGCAGCAAUCCUGGAGGGCCGCAGAUCCUCGAAAGGGGCACCUGUACCGCGUCUCUGGCCGAGGUGGCAGACGGAGCGGGAGGAGGAGAUCAGCCAGAGCCCCUUCAGCCGGCCCGAGACGGACGUGCCCCAGACUCCCGCGAGGCUGCUCUCUCGGUGGGGUAUGCUGCCGAGUUUGCCGCAGUACAUGAUCGCGCUGCUGAAGGUGCUUCUGGCGGCGGCGCCCACCUCCAAGGCCAAGUCGGACUCGAUCAACAUCCUGGCCGACACGCUGCCCGAGGAGAUGCCCAUGUCGGUGCUGCACUCGAUGAAGCUCGGCAUCGACGUCAACCGCCAGAAGGAGGUGAUCGCCAAGGCGGUGUCUGCCGUGCUGCUGCUGCUGCUGAAGCACUUUAAGCUGAAUCACGUCUACCAGUUUGAGUUCGUCAGCCAGCACCUGGUGUUCGCAAACUGUAUCCCGCUGGUGCUCAAGUUCUUCAACCAGGAUAACAUCGUGCAGUAUGUCACCGCCAAGAACAGUAUCCUGGCGCUGGACUUCCCGCGCUGCGUGCUGGGGCCGCAGCCGGAGCUCACCUCCGAGUCGCUCCAGCUGGGCGACGAGCAACCCUUCUGCUGGCGUAAUGUCUUCACCAGCAUCAACCUCCUGCGCAUCCUCAACAAACUCUGCAAAUGGAAACACUCCCGCAUCAUGAUGCUGGUGGCGUUCAAGUCGGCGCCGAUCCUGAAGAAGGCGCUGCGAGUGAAGCACGCCAUGAUGCAGGUGUACACGCUGAAGCUGCUCAAGAUGCAGACCAAGUACCUGGGCCGGCAGUGGCGCAAGUCGAACAUGCGCACUGUCAGCGCCAUCUAUCAGAAGGUGCGACACCGGCUGGUGGACGACUGGGCCUUCGGCAACGAGGUGGACGCGCGGCCCUGGGACUAUGAGGCGGAGGAGGGCGCCCUGCGCACCAAGGUGGACCGCUUCAUCACGCGCCGCUACAACCCCGAGCAUACGGCGGAGCUGGAGCCGCUGGAGCCGGAGCUCGAGCUCGAGCUCGAGAUCGAGCCGACCGGCCGCGAGAUGGAGCUGACGGCCGAGUUCAAGCCAAACUACCGGCGCUGGCUGGAGACAGAGGUGUUCCAGCAGAGCAUCGACUGGGACACGCUGAUCGAGCCCGGCUACAUGGGCUGA